This is a messenger RNA of Pseudoliparis swirei, 3266 nucleotides long. It is a transcript of the gene kcng3, whose product is annotated as potassium voltage-gated channel, subfamily G, member 3. Gene Ontology annotation, biological process: protein homooligomerization; potassium ion transmembrane transport. The record is from RefSeq and is a predicted model, not a curated record. The transcript is spliced from 2 exons. Gene Ontology annotation, molecular function: delayed rectifier potassium channel activity; protein binding. Gene Ontology annotation, cellular component: voltage-gated potassium channel complex; membrane. NCBI's taxonomy places the organism in Eukaryota, Metazoa, Chordata, Actinopteri, Perciformes, Liparidae. The coding region runs from base 359 to 1663 and encodes 434 amino acids.
AUCUUAUCCACACAGUUAUUUGUAGGCUACUACUGUACAUCUAGCUAUAUUUGGCAAAAAGCCUCCACUUGAGAGAAAUGUGAACGAAAUUACGCUCUGUUUUGCUCUGUGAGUUUUUUCUCUCUCUCUCAUUACGUGCGCGCGCGCAUGUGACAUCAUUGAUGGGAUUGGCUCGCCCCGGCUGGGGAGGAGAGACUCUUCUACAGGCUACAGAAAGAGAAGAGGAGUGAGGGACAGAGGGUAGUUUCCAUUAGCUCCGCGCAAGACCAGCUCCACGAACCACGCCCCGGGGGACCGGGGACACUGUGGCCCCCAAGUGUCCAAACUCUUGUGAUGGAACGGACAGUGGACAUCGAAGAUGAGCUUUUGUUAUAGGUCUCAGAUUGACAAGAUGAAGUUCGGGAAGAGCAUCUGCGUACUCAACGUAGGGGGAACCCGGUACGCCUUCACCCGUGAGGUGAUUAGGGAUUUCCCUCUCCGGCGCGUCAGCCGUCUGCAUGCUUGCGCAACGGAGAAAGAGGUUCUUGAACUGUGCGAUGACUACGACCAGGACCGGAAUGAGUUUUUCUUUGACCGGCACGCGCAGGCUUUCGUGUUCAUCAUGCUGUACGUGCGCUACGGUAAACUCCGCUUUGUGCCCGGAGUGUGUGAGCUCUCCUUCUACACAGAGAUGCUCUACUGGGGACUGGAGAGCGUGCACUUGGACUCCUGCUGCCAGAAACGCCUGGACGACAGGAUGUCCGAGAUCGGACUGGACAAUCUGUCCGAGAUUGACGUCGGAGUUUUGGGGGAUGAGUCCCAGAGCUCUGGCGAGCCGUUGCAACGGAUUGCGCUCACUAGGCGCGAAAAAUGGCUCGAGAAGAUGCGCAAGACGUUCGAGGAGCCGAACUCCUCGCUUUUUGCCCAGCUUUUGGCUUUAGUGUCUGUGAUAUUUGUGCUCGUUUCUAUGAUAAUGCUGUGUGCGAGCACCCUGCCGGACUGGGAUACAGCCAAGAGAAAUACUGUGGAUGAACACAGGAUAGUGGAAGCCGUGUGUAUGGGCUGGUUUACAGCAGAGUGCACAGUGCGCUUUCUGGUGGCCAGAAGCAAGUGGGACUUCAUCCGGCGGCCGCUGAACAUCAUCGAUGUGAUUGCCAUCACUCCUUACUAUGUCACCAUGGCGAUGGCCCAGGCAGGGAUACCAGGCGCUGGGCUCGGGGUUGUUGGAGUUAUGCUGCGGGUGCUCAGGAUGAUGCGCGUGUUCUGGCUCAUGAAGCUGGCCAGACACUUCAUAGGCCUGCAGACUCUGGGGCUCACGCUCACACGCUGCUACCGGGAGAUGGUCAUGCUGAUGGUGUUUGUUUUCGUCGCCAUGGCAAUAUACAGCGCUCUAGCCCAGCUGCUGGAGUACGGGUUGGACUUGGGAACGCAGAACCCGGAUUACGACAGCAUCCCAGCAGCCGCCUGGUGGGUCAUCAUUUCCAUGACGACAGUGGGGUAUGGGGACGUGUACCCUGUGACAAUUGGGGGACGGGUACUCGGGGGAAUGUGUGUCGUGAGCGGCAUUGUUCUCUUGGCGCUGCCGAUCACGUUCAUCUACCACAGUUUUGUACAGUGCUACCAGGAACUCAAACUCCGUUCUGCCAGAUACGCACGCAGCCUGUCAGUGGAGAUGCUGAAAUGAGCAUGCAUUUAUACCGAAACCUCCAUCAGAAAGAAACUCAAGAAACCACUGGACUGCUGAUCCCAUUAUCAGAUAACAAUUUACUCUGAUUCCUGCCUGAGCUGCACCUGAUUUUAAUUGGCCUGUCUAGUUCCUUCCUGUUGUGUUGAUGAUCUCCAAUCAUGGUCUUCAACCAGCAUGCUCUGCAUCCAUCUUCUUCUCAACAACACCACUUGGACCGAAGAAAAGGAAUAAAUAAUGAUUUAUUAAAGACAGAUAGGCACAAUCAAUCCAGUUUUCACAGCGGCGGCUGUAUAUUCGGUAUUCCCAUGACUACAACAUUAGCGGAGACGAUGCUUACGUGUAUGUGCUGCAUCCAGUGCUGUGUGUGUGUGUGUGUGUGUGUGUGUGUGUGCGCACGUUUGUUUGUUUGUCUGUCCAUCAGCUUUACAUCCAGAUGGAACAAGUUACACAAUAUUAAUGUGUGACCUAGAUGCAUUAUGCAACCUAUGAAAUAUAUGACAUUGAACAUGUGAGUGGGAAAUGGGGAUGCAGAGGGACUACAGAGAGGGUUUUGUGUGUCGUGGCUUAAGCCAAGGAUAAUGAAAUAUAGAGACAGGGCAAGAGCAAGCACUCCAAGGUGGCAGACAAAUAAAGGUUUGACAGCGCAGAUGGAGCGGGAAAUAGUGGAUAAAAGACUCCUGGGACAAAAAUGACAAAGAGAUGACAGAAUGUAGGCCAACCGCGAGCACAAAGAAUGAAUAUAUGGAGAGCGGGUUGUUUCUCUAUUUGCAAGUGAAUGGAAGGUAUUUUGUAUUUCUGUGUCUCCAGGCAACAACCUCCAUCUGCCAACAUGUCAAUCAUAAUAGUGGUUUGUUUUUGCAUACAAAUAGGCCAUGUCCACACACACCACUCCUGGCUGGCAUUGUUGGUUUGCUAAUGAUUGGGAACAUUACAUCACAGGAUUUUUUUUCAUGACAAAAUAUUUAAUAAAAGAAUAAUGGGAAAAAAAUUUACAUGAUGGUUCUGACAUUCGUGAAUUAGACACGUUUCCACUGGUCGUGGUUUGCCAAGAUGAUGUGAUUCUUUGAAGAGACACAUGAUCCAAAAAAACAAGACAACACCUCUCCCACACAACAGUCUUUCGCUGCAUCUCCUCUUCCUCCUGUUGCCAUCAACCAUCCUCUUUUUAAAUACACACACACACACACACGCACAGACGCACACACACGACCUAUCACGCUCUUUUGUUGCAAACAUUAAACAAGUCUGUUAAUUAACUGUCGGUCCUUGAAUAUAAAGUCUAAUUUGUUAUUUCCUCACAAACUGUGCAGCCUUGUAUGAGUUCAGUGUUUAUUGUACACAAAAUAUAUUACACUCUCGCUCUUGUUGUGUUAUCAGUGUGCUUUUUAAGUAGUCACAAAAAUGAGAGUUAAUCAAUAUUUUACCACCUUGCCUACAGCACAGUUUUUAAAAUGUAUUUGGCAUAGCUUAUAGCCCAGAGAAUUUUGGCCAGGCCUAAUUAAAACCAUCAAUCAAAAACUUGUCAUCAGUAGAUUAUGAACUUGUGAUAAAUGUGAUUAAUGUUGAGCUUUUAUAAUAAAAUCUCUCAGAGCAAAAUGUC